Plasmodium yoelii is the source of this 384-nucleotide messenger RNA. RefSeq names its product conserved Plasmodium protein, unknown function. The coding region runs from base 1 to 384 and encodes 127 amino acids. NCBI's taxonomy places the organism in Eukaryota, Apicomplexa, Aconoidasida, Haemosporida, Plasmodiidae. The transcript is spliced from 6 exons. The record is from RefSeq and is a predicted model, not a curated record.
AUGAAAAUAAUUAUAAUAUUUUGUUUUAUCCUUAUUAUUUUUAAACAUGUUAUAAUUUCAAAAGGCUUAAAUGAUAUUCCUUUAAUAAAUUAUGAAAUGGUGCCUUCACAAAGAUGGAAAGUCGCAUCAACUGAAUUAGCAAAAUUAAAAGAAAAAUUAAAGCUUUUUAUAACAUCAGAAAUUCAGAAAGAGGAAUCUAAUUUGAUUCGAAAGUAUUACAGGGAAUUCUUGCUUCCUGAUGACGAUAAUAUGAACAAUUUCGAAUCGGAAUUAGUUUCCACAAAAAAGGGGGAUAUAAGCGAUUUGUUAGAAGAUGGUGAAAUUGAAACAAAAAUUCAGGAAAAAGUAUCUUUUGAUACAAAUGGCCCUAUAUUAUUAACAUAA